CGGGCUUGAAGAGUAAGCCCGAGAAGUAGCGGGCGUCAGAGGGUCGGGGCCCGGGCCGGCUUUUCAGUGAAGAGGUUCGAAGCUUUGGUGGCGGGCGUUGCCAUGACGGCCCAGGGGAGCCUGGUGGCUAACCGAGGCCGGCGCUUCAAGUGGGCCAUUGAGCUGAGCGGGCCUGGAGGAGGCAGCAGGAGCCGAAGCGACCGGGGCGGUGGCCAGGGAGACUCGCUGUACCCUGUGGGCUACUUGGACAAGCAAGUGCCUGAUACCAGCGUGCAAGAGACAGACCGGAUUCUGGUGGAGAAGCGCUGCUGGGACAUCGCCUUGGGUCCCCUGAAACAGAUUCCCAUGAACCUCUUCAUCAUGUACAUGGCAGGCAAUACUAUCUCCAUCUUCCCUACUAUGAUGGUGUGUAUGAUGGCUUGGCGGCCCAUUCAAGCACUUAUGGCCAUUUCAGCCACUUUCAAGAUGCUAGAAAGUUCAAGUCAGAAGUUUCUGCAGGGUUUGGUAUAUCUCAUUGGAAAUCUCAUGGGUUUGGCAUUGGCUGUUUAUAAGUGCCAGUCAAUGGGACUGUUGCCUACACAUGCAUCAGAUUGGUUAGCCUUCAUUGAGCCCCCGGAGAGGAUGGAGUUCAGUGGUGGAGGACUGCUUCUGUGAACCUGAGAGAGAAGUACCCGGUGCCUGUAUUUUGGGAUCUUAUUUACCACCUUUUUUUAUGCCCAGGGGCUCCUUCUCGGCAUACUAGCUCUUAACCUGACCAUUCAGGCCGACAAGAACCCAAAGCUCUCUUUUCUUCAUGGUGAGCCCCAGAAAGACAAGUGUAUAUCACUACAAACACAAAGAAACCAUACCACAACCCUUGAUUGAAAAUAAUGUAGAAAACUUUAUUUAUGUUUCCAGUACAGAGCAAAACAACAAAUAAAACUGUAACUCUAUGUAAACACAAGAAUGGCUGCUGCUAAAUCAAGAACCAUGGCAGCAGCUCCUUUCAAUAAAUUAAACGGUAAAGAACAAUGCUUAAAAAAAAGUU
Messenger RNA from Hyaena hyaena (striped hyena), 1027 nucleotides. RefSeq names its product ER membrane protein complex subunit 4 (gene EMC4). Lineage: Eukaryota; Metazoa; Chordata; Mammalia; Carnivora; Hyaenidae. The transcript is spliced from 5 exons. Gene Ontology annotation, cellular component: EMC complex. Gene Ontology annotation, biological process: protein folding in endoplasmic reticulum. The record is from RefSeq and is a predicted model, not a curated record. The coding region runs from base 103 to 654 and encodes 183 amino acids.